GGCCGCGGCGUCAGUUGGCGCGUAGCGCUCGCCUCGGCCACUCGUGUCUGCCCUGUAGCGGAGCUCUCGCGAAACUUUACUCGACUCGACGUACGAAGUAUAUCUUACGUGUGUGAUUUAGACUAUUCAUGUAUGUACAGUGAAUGUUACGUUACUAAGUGGACUCUCAGCGUUUUAGAACUUACAUGUAAAAACGUUUUAGUGUUAUAAACUUACAGUUUUGAACUUUGAAAAACUUUCAAAUUGCGCGGCAGUGACUCGCUGCAGUUCUCCAGCGAUUAACUCGUUAACAAGACAUCGGACUCUCUACUUGUUGAACUAAGCUGUGAAUGUGAUAUUUCACCGUAAUGACUUCAAAGAGGAUGAUAGCUAGAUGUACUGCGGUGCCGCGACAGCUCAACAAAUAAUUAUUUGCUGACACAAAAUGUAAAUACCUUUCACCGGAGCCUUCUACUGUAUCCGUCACGAUGGAGCUGGAAGACGUGGAGAUGUACCACGAAGGCAACUUCUCGUACGACGAGAACGGCACGUACAACGGAACGUUCGAGAACUGCCCCAACAUCAACCUGCCGGUGGUGUACGUGGUGACGCAGGUGCUGUACGCCAUCGUGUGCGUGGUGGGGCUGCUCGGCAACACGCUCGUCAUCUACGUGGUGCUGCGCUACUCCAAGAUGCAGACCGUCACCAACAUGUACAUCGUGAACCUCGCCAUCGCAGACGAGUGCUUCCUCAUCGGCAUACCCUUCCUCAUCACCACCAUGUCGCUGCGGUCCUGGCCCUUCGGACGCUUCAUGUGCAAGGCCUACAUGAUAUCCACCGGCAUCAACCAGUUCACCAGCUCCAUAUUCCUGUGCAUCAUGAGUGCGGACCGGUACAUAGCGGUGUGUCACCCGAUAGCAGCGCCGCGCCUGCGCACGCCGUUUGUGUCGCGCGUCGUGUCGGCGGCGGCGUGGACGGCGUCUGCGCUGGUGAUGACGCCCAUAUUCAUGUACACCACGUUGAUACCCACCGACAACGGACUGUCGUGCAACAUCGUGUGGCCGGAGCGCGAGUUCAACAAGGGACAGACGUCAUUCACACUGUACUCGUUCGCGCUCGGCUUCGCCGCGCCCCUCACUCUCAUCUUCGUGUUCUACUGUCUCGUUAUUCAAAAGUUAAAGACUGUCGGCCCCAAGAACAAGUCCAAGGAAAAGAAGCGAUCUCACAGGAAAGUGACCAAAUUAGUUCUGACUGUGAUUGCUGUAUACGUGUUGUGUUGGCUGCCGUACUGGGCGUUCCAAGUAGCGCUCAUCUACUCUCCGCCGAACGAGUGCGCCAACCGCAUCACUAUCACAGUGUUCCUGGUAGCCGCGUGCUUCAGCUACAGUAACUCAGCCAUGAAUCCGAUCCUCUAUGCCUUCCUCUCGGACAAUUUCAAGAAGAGUUUCCUGAAGGCGUGCACGUGCGCCGCCGGCAAGGACGUGAACGCGACGCUGCACGUGGAGAACAGCGUGAUCCCGCGCAAGCGCGGCGGCGGCGCGGCGCGCGCGCAGCUGCGGGCGGCGGAGUCGCGCGGGGUGUCGGCGGGCGGCGGCGCGGGCGGCUCGCGCUCGGAGGCGUCCACGGCGCUCACAUCCAAGUCGGCGGCGGGCAGCGAGGCGCUGGCGCUGGAGGCGCGGCCGGCCACGCUGGCGCCGCUGAUAGCGCCCAACGGGCUGUCGCACACGCGGCUCUGAGUGCGGGCCUCUCGCCGGCGCGAGCCCUCCAGCGCGCUGCUGGAGGAGGACACGCUGAUCGUGUCCAUCGACUAGGCUAGCGGACUGUGCGAGGCGCGCCGGCCGCAGAGACGCGAGCCCUGUCUCUCGGCCGCCGAGCCGCCUCGACGCCUCUUCUAAUGGUUCAACUUUCAAUAUUUCGUGUCAAGUGUGAAGUGUGGAUCGAUUUGUGAUGAAAUUGUUCUGUUUCUGUAUAAAGUCAAAAUUGUAUGGAGUCGAUUCGGCCUAGGGUUGUAACGAUGAAUUUACUAAAAUGUAAUUUUUUAUCGCAUAGCGAAUGUAAGGUUACCUGUUUGUAUACUGCGUAAUUAAGAUGUAAAAAAUGUACAUAUCGUGUAAAUAUUCGUAAAUUGUCAUAAUGUCACAGUUGUAAUAAAAUUACGUUCGUGUA
Molecule: messenger RNA, 2145 nt
Organism: Helicoverpa armigera (cotton bollworm)
Lineage: Eukaryota; Metazoa; Arthropoda; Insecta; Lepidoptera; Noctuidae
Gene: NGR-A1
Product: somatostatin receptor type 2
Exons: 6
Coding region: 468-1715 (415 amino acids)
Biological process (GO): G protein-coupled receptor signaling pathway
Cellular component (GO): neuron projection; plasma membrane
Molecular function (GO): peptide binding; somatostatin receptor activity
Source: RefSeq, a predicted model, not a curated record